GAGUCGUUUAUAAAAAUUUCUCAAGAAUUGUAAUUUGUUCCUCUAUCGCUAAAUAAUUUUAUGCAAUACAUAUUCUUGUUACGGUGAUUUUGAACGGGUGUCUCAAAAACUAAAACCUAAGACCUCAAAAACUAGGACCUCGUAAUCUAAGACCGAGAAAAAUUGGCAUAUUGAUGGACUAGAAGGUACUUGAGGUCAGUUUUUCUUGUUGGGAUUAGUUGGCGUCUAGCUUAAAAGCGUCAGAGUCAAAGACUUUUCAUCGAUAAGUUUUCAAGGUCUUGGUUUCCGAGGUCUAAGGCCUUCGUUUUCGAGACACCUCAGGAAAAACUAUGCAAAUGAACUGACGAAGAAUCAAUAAAACACUCGAAUUGCAACACAAUGCAUAAUUACAAAAAGAUAAAUUUUCCUUUUGUUUUUUUCGUCCGCCACGUCUAUGCUAGCUAUUAUGACUCGUCUGUGAAGCACUGUUUGUUCAAAACCACCGUCAACGUUGCGAUCUACGCCUGUUUAGCUUCCUGUUUUCUACUCAACCUUCGUUCGAAAAAAAGAUUCGAAUUGCUAUAGAUUAAUUACGGAAACGUUAUUGUGCGACUGGAAAUCAGAUAUUUCAAUACGAUCUAUUAAUAAGCAAGAGCAGGAAUUUUAUUGAAAUGCAGCAGGACUCCGGCGUUCCUUCGAUUGCAAAGCUCAAUGUCGGCGGUCACUAUUUCACAACAAGCCUUCAAACACUAACAAAGGAUCGAAACUCAAUGCUGGGCGUCAUGUUCUCAGAGAAAUUUGAUAUGAAACCUGCUGAAGACGACGCUUUCUUUAUCGACCGAGAUGGAACUCACUUCCGCUUUAUACUCAAUUAUCUUCGCACUGGAAAAUUAACUUUGCCUGAAGGAGUAACAGCUCUCAACGAACUACAGGAGGAGGCUGAGUUUUAUCGGAUUAAAGGAAUGCUGGAUGAAUUGAAAUUCAAUUCAGAAAUUCUAACGAAUAACGAACGCCGAGACUUAUUGUUAGGGUGGCUUCCACCCCAGAAUACAGAGAAGAGGCUACGACGCCUUUGUCUGCUUUUCCGCGCUUCUCGAGAUGGCUUUUUGGCGUCAACGUUUCACUCCAAAUGCGACAAUAAGGGACCCACGAUCACUAUUGUUCAGAGUGAGGAAAACAUAUUUGGUGGAUUCACUGAAGAGUCUUGGAGCAGUUUGGCGGUUUUAAUCCAGUGUAAGACGAUCCAAAAUCCGCUGGAAAAAUGUUUGGAUAUUGUUUACCGUACAAGAUGGCACAGGGACCCUGCAGUGAAAAUUUCUGAGGAGUCCAGUGAAACGAAAACCUUUUGGAUGAUUCCGCUAUCAUAUGAGUGA
This is a messenger RNA of Pocillopora verrucosa, 1352 nucleotides long. The record is from RefSeq and is a predicted model, not a curated record. Lineage: Eukaryota; Metazoa; Cnidaria; Anthozoa; Scleractinia; Pocilloporidae.